This is a messenger RNA of Prunus avium (sweet cherry), 2659 nucleotides long. Its product is annotated as Glycosyl hydrolase family protein. Lineage: Eukaryota; Viridiplantae; Streptophyta; Magnoliopsida; Rosales; Rosaceae. Gene Ontology annotation, biological process: xylan catabolic process; arabinan catabolic process. Gene Ontology annotation, molecular function: xylan 1,4-beta-xylosidase activity; alpha-L-arabinofuranosidase activity. The record is from RefSeq and is a predicted model, not a curated record.
UUCUAGUAUAAAUAGCAACAAUGCCUGCUCUUAAAUCCUCAAACCAGUUAUAGAGAAAAACAGUAUAAACCCAAAAAUCAAAGAAGCCAUGAAGAACCAAAUCCAAAUCCUCUUGUUUCUUUCACUUUCAUUUCUCCUAAUUGUCCCUAUUGUUACACAACAAUUUGCGUGUGACCAGAAAGCUUCAACAACUAGCAAAUUUGCCUUUUGCAACAGAACCUUGUCUUACGAGAACAGAGCCAAGGACCUUGUGUCACGCCUUACUCUCCAAGAAAAGGUGCAGCAGCUAGUAGAUGAUAGCACAGGCAUAGCUCGGCUAGGCGUGCCUGCCUAUAAGUGGUGGUCCGAGGCACUUCAUGGUGUGUCCGAUGUUGGCCCGGGCACAAAGUUUAAUGGCACUGUGCCUGGUGCCACUAGUUUCCCAGCAGUGAUUCUAUCUGCUGCUAGUUUUAAUCUGUCAUUGUGGUUAAAGAUGGGGCAGGUUGUGUCAACUGAGGCAAGAGCCAUGUACAAUGUUGGUCUAGCCGGGUUGACAUAUUGGAGCCCGAAUGUUAAUGUGUUCCGCGACCCUAGAUGGGGCCGCGGACAAGAAACACCCGGGGAGGACCCGCUGGUGGUGUCGAAUUAUGGAGUGAAUUAUGUCAGGGGUCUGCAAGAAGUGAGUGAAGGAAAAAAGGCUGGUGGUGAUAGGCUAAAGGUCUCAAGUUGUUGCAAGCAUUACACGGCUUAUGAUGUGGAUAACUGGAAAGGCGUCGAUCGAUUUCACUUUGAUGCACAGGUGACAAAGCAGGACCUGGAGGAUACGUAUCAGCCACCCUUCAAAAGUUGUGUAGAGGAGGGCCAUGUCAGCAGUGUGAUGUGUUCAUACAAUAGGGUCAACGGGAUUCCCACUUGCGCUGACCCGAACCUCCUCGAAGGGGUAAUCAGAGAUCAAUGGGGUCUUGAUGGAUAUAUUGUUUCAGAUUGCGACUCAAUCGAGGUAUAUUAUAAUGCCAUCCAUUACACUGCAACACCUGAGGAUGCUGUAGCCCUUGCCUUGAAAGCAGGUCUGAACCUGAAUUGUGGGAAAUUUUUAGGACAGUACACAGAGAAUGCGGUUAACUCAAAAAAAGUGGAUGUAUCUGUGAUAGAUCAAUCCUUGAUAUACAACUACAUAGUAUUGAUGAGGCUUGGAUUCUUUGAUGGUGACCCUAAAUUGCUCCAGUUUGGAAAACUUGGUCCGUCUGAUGUGUGCAGCAACGAUCACAAGAAUUUGGCACUUGAUGCUGCUAAGCAAGGCAUAGUUUUGCUAGACAACAAGGGAGCUCUUCCUUUGUCCUCCAAAAAAAUCAAUAACUUGGCUAUUGUUGGACCUAAUGCAAAUGCCACUGAUGUUAUGAUAAGCAACUAUCAAGGCAUACCAUGUAGCUAUACUAGCCCUUUACAAGGGCUACAGAAGUAUGUCUCUGCCUUGAAAUAUGAGCCCGGGUGUAACAAUGUGAAAUGUACUGAAGAGAGCCUUAUUGAGGCAGCGGCUCAGGCUGCUGCCACAGCUGAUGCAGCAGUGGUGGUAGUAGGACUGGAUCAGUCCAUUGAAGCAGAGGGGCUAGACAGAGAGACCUUGACAUUACCAGGGUUUCAAGAGAAGCUUGUAAACCAAGUUGUUAAUGCAACAAAAGGAACAGUCAUUUUGGUUAUUAUGUCAGCUGGCCCAAUUGAUGUUUCUUUUGCCAAAAAUGUGACAAAGAUAGGAGGGAUAAUUUGGGUAGGAUAUCCAGGUCAAGCUGGAGGAGAUGCCAUAGCUCAAGUCAUAUUUGGAGACUACAAUCCAGCUGGAAGAACACCUUUUACAUGGUACCCUAAGGAGUAUGCAGACCAAGUGCAAAUGACAGACAUGAACAUGAGGGCCAACACAAGCAGAAACUUCCCUGGAAGAACAUACAGAUUCUACACUGGCAAAACCAUCUAUGAGUUUGGCCAUGGCCUAAGCUAUUCAACAUUCACCAAGUUCAUAAUAUCAGCACCUUCCAUUGUGCGCAUCCACUCAACUCCCAUUUCCAGCCCACAUGUUAGCCUUCUUGUUUCCAACUCCACCACUGAACCGGUUUUGAAUCCUGCUUCCAGAAGCCCCUUCAUUGACAUAUCAAGAGUGCAGUGCCAGAAACUAAAAUUUGACCUAGUUGUUGGUGUGACGAACAACGGACCAAGGGACGGAGGCCACGUGGUGCUAGUGUUCUGGAAACCGGCAAGCUUGGGGACGUUGGUUGGAGCACCAAACCUGCAGCUGGUGGAUUUUCAGAGGGUGGAGGUGAAGAACAGGCAGGCAAAGCUUGUAACCAUGAGGGUGGAUGUGUGCAAGAGACUGAGCCUUGUGGAUAGAGAAGGAAAGAGGAAGUUGGCCACUGGAAAGCACACAAUUCUGGUUGGUUCUCCUAGUGAGUACCAAGUGAAGCACAUUCUCAAUUUUAGGCUGGCUAGUAAAGCAGAAGCGAGGGAGGCUUUUUAACUUUAUAAUUAACAACAUCUAAUUAGCUAUUUACUUGCAGCUAGUAAAUAAGCAAAAUAGCUCUGCAACAGUAAGAAUCAUAUGAUAGAGAUUUACUAUUUCAAGGGUGUAAUGCAAAUUUUAUUGUAAAAAGAUCUAUAAAGUGAGGAUACAAAAAAAAAAAAGUAAAUAAAA